Nycticebus coucang (slow loris) is the source of this 2421-nucleotide messenger RNA. It is a transcript of the gene DKK3, whose product is annotated as dickkopf WNT signaling pathway inhibitor 3. The coding region runs from base 56 to 1096 and encodes 346 amino acids. Gene Ontology annotation, biological process: multicellular organism development; negative regulation of canonical Wnt signaling pathway. Gene Ontology annotation, molecular function: receptor antagonist activity; co-receptor binding. The transcript has 8 exons. Gene Ontology annotation, cellular component: extracellular region. The record is from RefSeq and is a predicted model, not a curated record. Lineage: Eukaryota; Metazoa; Chordata; Mammalia; Primates; Lorisidae.
CGGGAGGGCCGGCUGGGCUCAGCCUCGCCUGGGCGGCUGCGGGCACGGAACGACGAUGGGGCGGCUCCGGGGCACCCUACUGUGCCUGCUGCUAGCGGUGGCGGUCCCCACGGCCCCUGCUCCGACGACGACCUCGACUCCCGUGGAGCCCGGCCCGGCUCUCAGCUACCCGCAGGAGGAGGCCACCCUCAACGAGAUGUUCCGCGAGGUUGAGGAACUGAUGGAGGACACGCAGCACAAACUGCGCAGCGCGGUGGAGGAGAUGGAGGCAGAGGAAGCUGCUGCUAAAACGUCAUCAGAAGUGAACCUGGGAAAUUUACCUCCCAGCUAUCACAACGAAACCAACACAGACACCAAGAUCGGAAACAACACCAUCCACGUGCACCGAGAAAUUCACAAGAUAACAAACAACCAGACUGGACAGACGGUCUUUUCAGAGACAGUUAUUACAUCUGUGGGAGAUGAAGAUGGCAGAAGGAGCCAUGAGUGCAUCAUUGAUGAGGACUGUGGGCCUGCCAAGUACUGCCAGUUUUCCAGCUUCCAGUACACCUGCCAGCCGUGCCGGGCCCCACAGACACUCUGCACCCGGGACAGCGAGUGCUGUGCUGACCAGCUGUGCGUCUGGGGUCACUGCACCAAAAUGGCCAGCAGAGGCAGUAAUGGGACCAUCUGUGAUAACCAGAGGGACUGCCAACCCGGGCUGUGCUGUGCUUUCCAGAGAGGCCUGCUGUUCCCUGUGUGCACACCCCUGCCGGUGGAGGGUGAGCUCUGCCAUGACCCUGCUAGCCGGCUCCUGGACCUCAUCACCUGGGAGCUGGAGCCUGAUGGAGCUUUGGACCGAUGCCCAUGUGCCAGCGGCCUCCUCUGCCAGCCCCACAGCCACAGCCUGGUGUAUGUGUGCGCGCCGGCCUUCGUCGGGAGCCAUGACAGAGACUGGGAUGGCCUGCUGCCCAGGGAUGCCCCUGAUGAGUAUGGAGAUGAUGGCUUCAUGGAGGAGGUGCGCCAGGAGCUGGAGAACCUGGAGAAGAGCAUGGCCGAGGAGAUGGGGCUUGGGGAGCCUGCUGCCGCCAAGCUGCUGGGAGGGGAGGAGAUUUAAAGCCAGACCCGGCCAUGGGUAGAUGUGCAAUAGAAAUAGCUAAUUUAUUUCCCCAGGGUGUCCUUGAGGUGUGGGCUGACCAGGAUUUUUUCUGUGUCCUUUUCCCGGUAAAUUUCCCCUCUGGCCUGAUGUGAUGAGGUGCUGUGCAUUUGUCCGGCUCCCCCAGGCUGUUCUCCAGGCGCCGUGGCUCCAAGGCUUGGCUGGGUGAGGGCAGGACUGGCUGCCAGGCCUAGUCCACAUCACUGGCCGCUUCUCCUCCACUGGCUGUCAGGUGGCACAUUUUGUCCUGAUCGCUUUGAGAAUUGUUUAAGGGGAGGGGAUGGGAAGCAUGUGGAGUUUCCCCGUGAUUGGUUUUGGGGAAAUGUGGUGAAAGUGCCCUGCUUUGCUAACGUCAACCUGGCAAAAUGCAACAUGAAUUUCACAGUUUCUUUCCGCGGGCUGCCUGCAGCGGCUGCAGUGAAGUGUUCCGCUCGCUCCGUGUCACGUGCAUUUACGCAUCCUGCGGUUUUACUCAGCUCCUACCUCUGUGCCUGGGCGGCAUCUCCAUAUCCACCACUGAUCCACUUUCUGGCCUGCAGAGGGUACAGUGUUCUCCUUGUCAGUCAGGGAACGUGAGGGCUCAGAGACAGCAAGCUGCUUGCCCAAGUCACACAGCAAGUGAAGACCAGAGCCCAUUGCCCCCAGGUGUGAGCCCAACCAAGCUCAGUGUUAUACUCCGGACUAUCCCACCCCAGCCUUAGUACACCAAAAGUACCCCCUAAAAUGAAGGAGAAUGAGACUUCUGGGUUUUUUUUUGAGGCACAUCUGGAAUUAAGGUAAAACUAGUUCCGAUAUCUAAGAUGAAGCUUCUGUUAGAAAUAUUGGUGAUCUCACCAGUGUGGGGAGGCUGUCAACCCAGUGGAGACGAGUGGUGUGGACACUGUCCCCGUUAGCACCUGCAUUAGUAACUUUGAAGGUACAUGAUUGGAGCACAGGAUAUACGUUAACUUGUAGAAACAGCACUUAGGUAAUUGCAGACCCAGGAUUAUAAAUUAAAUUUGCAAAAUCACUUAGCAGCAACUGAAGACCAUUAUUAACCACAUGGAGAACAUCAAACAGGACAGUCUCUGUGAAAUACGGUUAUAAUAUCCAAACUGAGAACGAUGAACUGUAUGCCGUUCCACAAAUGACAUUUUCAGGUGCCAUGGACUAUUUCCAUCCUGUAUUCAUCCAUAGUUAUUAAAUGUUAAAAGUUGUACAUGAUUGUAUUAGCAUGCUUUCUUUGAGUUUUAAAUUAUGUAUAAACACAUGUUGCAUUUAGAAAUCAAGCAUAAAUCACUUCAACU